UAUGUGACAGCCCUGCCGUAGAGGAAGAACGUUUCCUACUCUGAAGCUCGUCCAAGUGUGCAACCCUUCCAGCGCGUUCACGCGGUACCGGCACACUGGCUGCAUGAUGGCCGAAGGAGGCGGACCCGAGUCGGGUAACGCGGCAGACUCCGACUCGGAGCCGGUAGCCGCACAAAUGCCAACUCCUUCAAGCGAAAGUCAAAAACAGACUGUUGGGUCACUUUUGAAAACAACUUUAAGGAAGGGUGACGAAUGGUAUCUGAUAGACAGUCGGUGGUUCAAACAAUGGAAGAAGUAUGUGGGCUUUGACAGCUGGGAUAUGUACAAUGUUGGAGAACGCAGCCUCUACCCAGGACCAAUUGAUAACUCUGGGCUGUUUUCAGACCAGGAGACUCAGGCCCUGAAAGAGCAUCUUAUAGAUGAGCUGGACUAUGUCCUUGUACCCACUGAAGCAUGGAAUAAGCUUGUCAGUUGGUACGGCUGCCUUGAAGGCCAGAGGCCCAUAGUUAGGAAGGUGGUUGAACAUGGCAUGUUUGUCAAGCACUGUAAGGUGGAGGUCUAUCUGCUGGAGCUGAACUUGUGUGAGAAUGACAACAUGGACAACGUGGUCACGCGUCAUUUCAGCAAAGCCGAUACUAUAGAUACUAUAGAGAAGGAGAUGAGGACGUUGUUCAAUAUCCCAUCGGAGAAGGAGACCAGGCUCUGGAACAAAUACAUGAGCAACACCUACGAGCAGUUGAACAAGCCAGACAGUACCGUGCAGGAUGCUGGUCUCUUCCAGGGACAGGUUCUUGUUAUUGAGCGCAAGAAUGAGGAUGGCACGUGGCCGAGACAAGCCUCCCAUUCCAAGUCAAGUACAACCCCAUCCCGGAAUUUCACUACCUCCCCAAAACUUUCUUCAAAUUCAUCCGCCAGUAUAUCCCCAACGGUAACCAACGGAGACAGCAACUGUAGCCCUGGAUACACACUCAACAACAGCACCUCCUCUAGCAACAGCAGGUAUGGAGGCUACAAUUCAUACAGUUCCUCAUACAACUACAGAGAGCCACAAUCGCAGCCUGGCCUGUGUGGUCUCAGUAAUCUGGGCAAUACAUGCUUCAUGAACUCUGCCCUCCAGUGCCUGAGCAAUGCAUCUCCACUCACAGAGUACUUCCUCAAUGACCAGUAUGAGGCAGAGAUUAAUCGAGAGAAUCCCCUUGGAAUGAGGGGUGAGAUCGCUGAGGCUUAUGCAGAUCUAGUAAAGCAGAUGUGGCUGAGCCGGAGCAGUUAUGUGGCACCACGUACUUUCAAAACCCAGGUCGGACGCUUUGCCCCCCAGUUUUCAGGCUACCAGCAGCAGGACUCUCAGGAGCUGUUGGCGUUCCUGCUGGACGGGCUCCACGAAGAUCUGAAUCGUGUCAAGAAGAAGCCUUAUCUGGCCCUGAGGGAUGCAGAGGGCCGUCCAGAUGAGAUAGUUGCCAAGGAAGCAUGGACGAACCACCGCCUGCGCAAUGACUCUAUCAUAGUUGAUAUUUUCCACGGCCUCUUUAAAUCCACAUUGGUGUGCCCGGAGUGCUCCAAGGUGUCUGUAACCUUCGACCCCUUCUGCUACCUCACUCUGCCUCUGCCCAUGAAGAAGGACCGUACCAUGGAGGUUUUCCUUGUGCGAUCAGAUCCUCAAUCUAGACCAACACAGUACCGGGUAGUGGUCCCCAAACUGGGUACAGUGACAGACCUAUGCAGCGCCUUGUCCAAACUCUGUGGAAUCCCUCCAGAAAAUAUGGUGGUUGCAGAUGUUUACAAUCAUAGGUUCCAUAAAAUUUAUAGACGGGACGACGGCCUCAACCAAAUCCUGGAAAAAGAUGACAUCUUUGUGUAUGAGGUCCAGGAGGAGGACAGUGAGAGGAUGAACCUGCCUGUAUAUUUCAGGGAGCGCCACUCCAAGCACGCUGGAAGCUCCACAAGCACCAUGCUGUUUGGCCAGCCUUUACUCAUCACCGUGCCCAGACACAACCUCAUAGCAGACACUCUUUACGACAAGAUCCUAGAGAGGAUUGGACGCUAUGUAAAACGUUCCCAGAGCCCUAACGGUGAAAGCAGGGCAUCAGCCUCAGCCUCAGCCACCUUAGCCAGCUGCAGCCAGGCUCCUGAAUGUUCCACGUCGUCUACUGUCAACGCCAGCCUGGGUGGCUGUGGCAGCCCCGUCUCUGACGGGGCCUCCUGCAGUGCCAGCUCCAGUAAUGGCAGCAACCACUCAGGAACCUGCCAUGAAACUAAUGGGCUAUAUGAUGGUGAAGAGGAGGCCAUGGACCACCAGGUGAGUCCGGAGCCAGAGAAUGGCCAUUCUGAAGAGGAGGAGACAUCUGACUUGGAAAAUGGGUCUAAAGGAGAUGCUGCCAAGCUCUUCACUUUCAGCAUAGUCAACUCUUACGGAACAGCCAACAUCAGCCCGUUGCCUUGUGAUGGAAAUGUCCUCAAACUUAAUCCUCAUUCAACAGUGGCAAUCGACUGGGACACAGAGUCAAAGAAACAGUGUUAUGAUGAACAGGAAGCAGAGGCCUAUGAGAAGCAUGAGAGCAUGCUGCAGCCCCAGAAAAAGAAAGCCACUGUGGCUUUGAGGGAAUGCAUCGAGCUCUUUACAACCAUGGAGACACUUGGAGAACAUGACCCAUGGUAUUGUCCAACAUGCAAGAAACACCAACAGGCGACAAAAAAGUUUGACUUGUGGUCGCUUCCUCGCAUUCUGGUGGUUCACCUAAAGCGCUUCUCCUACAACCGAUGUUGGAGGGACAAGCUGGACACUGUGGUGGACUUUCCCAUCAGAGAUCUAAACAUGUCCGAGUUUGUCUGUGACCCAAAGGCCGGCCCCUACAUCUACGACCUCAUCGCCGUAUCAAACCACUAUGGAGGAAUGGGAGGAGGCCACUACACAGCGUAUGGAAAGAACAAAGUGGACGGAAAGUGGUAUUAUUUUGAUGACAGCAGCGUCUCAUCUGCCUCAGAGGACCAGAUUGUGACUAAAGCUGCCUACGUGCUGUUUUAUCAACGUAGAGACGAGGAAGCCCCCGCCAAACCUCAACCUUCGGCCUCGCUGGGAGGAGCCCCUGAGGCGGGUGACGACCACAUGGACACAAACUGAGGAGCCCUAUCGCAAAGGGACACACUCUGAAAACACAAAUAGAGACACUUGGACCCACACAUUCAAAGCUACUUUAGUGACAGAGGUGUCCAGAGACUUGACAUAAUUAACCCUACCUUCCCCGCGUUUUAUUUGAUUUCUGUCUCGUAUGUUGUCAGCUACUAGAGCCAACAGCCUCAUCAGAAGAAUGAACUGAGAGACUUCCUCCCUGCAGCGGGUGGUCUACUGAUUUCUAGUUUACUAGUCUGCAACUAAGGGGACUCUAAACAGAUAUAGAUCCUCUCACUGGAUGCACAGAAUGUUAGAAGUGCCCUCAAACGUGUAGAUAAACAAAUGUUUCUGUUGCCCACGAGAGUCAGAAAUAUUAAAGAAAAAAAAAGAAAAAAAAGCCAAAUGCACAUAUUGUUUCAACCAAAGCGUUCCAAGGUAUUUAUGAUGAAACUGAUCGACUGUUUAGAAGGAUACUGGCACCGUGCCUAGGUUUAUCGCUAAUACUCCUGCUGUGCCGAGGUAAAUGCAGACGUUUGACAGUGUGACGCGCACACAGAACAAUACAUGCCACGCUCGCUGAAAGAAUCGUUUCCACUCAUGUCACCUGUUUUAAAGAGGAGCGGCCGUGGCAGCUCCUGGCCCUGCUGGAUCUGUGUCACGGUCUAAACCGCCGAGGGGGAUGUCUCGUUUCAAGGUUUUCAACGUGAGAGCCGUGGCAGAAGCUGCUUUUCGGCCUUGCUCUCGUUCAGCCAUCCGUUUUGUUUGUUUGUUUUGAUGCACAGCUUGGGCUCUGCUGUCUCUUGAGUCUUACCCUUCAACAGUUUUUCAUUUCUUUUCUUUUUUUUUUGUAAUCACAAUGAAAAAGCGGCCUUUCGAUUCCUGCAACCUGACAAAAAGGAGGCACUUUGAAUUCUCCACGAGUACAUUAUCUACCUGCUUCUGGUGUAUCUAGACAUGACAGAACUGUAUGGUUCGACCUUAGCAUUAAGGGUUAUGGUCUGUCGUACACUCCCAGAUCAUUUUAACGUGUCUUUUAAGCAUUUUUUGAUUGCUGCCUGAUUGGACCCCUAGCUCACCUGCAACAGCUUGUCCUUCUUAGUCUUGUACAAUAAUGCAGCUCUGUAAUGAAAUGGCUAUGUUAUUUGAUAUCUUCAAAGCACACGAACUGAAGUGAAAUAAACUAGUAUAAAAGUGGUGCUUUAUUCAUGAAACUUGAACUCGCUCCUCCUCCAAAUGAGGGGGGGAAGAGAGAAAUCCCUCCCAUGUGUUAUCAGAUGGGAGCAUGAUAGCUGAAGCUUAGCGGCAUUCUCACUGAAUGCAGGCACUUUGAGCCAUUGGUUUUACCUGCAGUGAUCGUAGUACACUACUGAAGUUGUGAUGAUUUAAGUAAACAGUCCUUUUAUUUUGUGUUGAUAGACAUAACAUGAAGCCCGGUCAUAACCCGUGUUUUGAAUGCGAGUAUAAAAUAGAAAGCAUUUGUGUAAUGCUCAACAUCAAAGGUCUUUUAGUAAAAACCGGUGGCAGUUCCGACUUCCUUUAUCUGGUCUCAUAAGUCUCGUUCUGUGGCAUCAACUCUGCACUUUGUUGCAUACUGGCAUCUUAAACAUGUGGACGCUCCAGAUGCUCCUUCUAUUGGUUUGUUCUUGCCAUCCCUAUGUUAUUGAGAGAUAACUAAAUGUAAUCAUUUAUGCCUAUGACUAGAAAAGCUUUACAUCCUCUCUGUAAUCAUAGAGACUUAGCUGAAAAUGACUAAAAAUCUUUUAUCCCUUACCCUAAAAUAAAAAUCACGACUCGCCCUCUAAAAUAAGCGGAGAUGUAAAUACUCGCACUAUUUUAAAUAGGUGUAUAAAUUCUUGUCCCCAUAUUUAUCGUACUGCUGAUAUCUCUAGUUUUUUUUUUCUUUUGUUUUUAAAUGAAAAACAUUUGAGUUUAAAGUACAAUAAAGACUGGGAGCCUCAAA
Molecule: messenger RNA, 5069 nt
Organism: Mugil cephalus (flathead mullet)
Lineage: Eukaryota; Metazoa; Chordata; Actinopteri; Mugiliformes; Mugilidae
Gene: usp4
Product: ubiquitin specific peptidase 4 (proto-oncogene)
Exons: 22
Coding region: 104-3118 (1004 amino acids)
Biological process (GO): protein deubiquitination
Molecular function (GO): cysteine-type deubiquitinase activity
Source: RefSeq, a predicted model, not a curated record